AUGGGUGAUUCUCUUGAAAUAGACAUUGACUCUGUAAUUGAUAGACUACUGGAAGUCAGAGGGUGUCGACCUGGAAAACAAGUGCAGCUUGCAGAGUUUGAAAUUAAAUACCUUUGUACAAAAGCGAGAGAAAUCUUUAUCUCUCAGCCUAUACUUCUCGAACUUGAAGCUCCAAUAAAGAUUUGUGGUGAUAUACAUGGUCAAUAUUACGAUCUGUUAAGGUUAUUCGAAUACGGCGGUUUCCCACCGGAAGCAAAUUACCUAUUUCUUGGUGACUAUGUUGAUAGAGGAAAGCAAUCAUUGGAAACGAUUUGUCUUUUAUUGGCGUAUAAGAUAAAAUACCCAGAAAAUUUCUUUGUUCUGCGUGGGAACCAUGAAUGUGCGAGUAUCAAUCGUAUUUACGGUUUUUAUGAUGAAUGCAAGCGAAGAUAUAACAUCAAGUUAUGGAAAACUUUUACAGAUUGCUUCAAUUGUUUACCAAUUGCCGCCAUCAUUGACGAGAAAAUCUUUACCAUGCACGGCGGCUUAUCACCCGAUCUCCAGAGUAUGGAACAAAUUCGAAGAGUUAUGAGACCGACAGACGUGCCCGAUACUGGUCUAUUGUGCGAUUUGUUGUGGUCUGAUCCUGAUAAGGAUAUUACUGGUUGGAGCGAAAAUGAUCGCGGCGUAUCGUUCACAUUUGGUCCUGACGUUGUCAGCCGGUUUUUACAAAAGCAUGAUAUGGAUUUGAUAUGUCGGGCGCAUCAGGUGGUAGAAGAUGGCUACGAAUUUUUUGCCAAAAGACAGCUCGUUACUUUGUUCUCUGCACCGAACUACUGCGGUGAAUUUGACAAUGCUGGCGCGAUGAUGAGUGUAGACGAGACUCUUAUGUGUUCGUUUCAGAUCCUCAAACCAGCGGAGAAGAAAAAAUACUAUGGCGGUGGUGGCAUGCAAGGACGACAGAUGAACAACAACAACAACGGCAACUCACAACGUAAAAAAAAGG
Dentiscutata erythropus is the source of this 985-nucleotide messenger RNA. The record is from the annotation of a GenBank genome assembly. Lineage: Eukaryota; Fungi; Glomeromycota; Glomeromycetes; Diversisporales; Gigasporaceae.